This is a messenger RNA of Candidozyma auris, 732 nucleotides long. RefSeq names its product putative phosphoric monoester hydrolase. Bases 1 to 732 code for a protein of 243 amino acids. The record is from RefSeq and is a predicted model, not a curated record. NCBI's taxonomy places the organism in Eukaryota, Fungi, Ascomycota, Pichiomycetes, Serinales, Metschnikowiaceae. The transcript has a single exon. Gene Ontology annotation, molecular function: phosphatase activity.
AUGUCUGCCAACAUUCCUGCAAUUGUCUUUACUGACUGGGACGGAACUGUCACUCUCGAGGAUUCCAAUGAUUACUUGACUGAAAACCUUGGUUUUGGUCGUCCAAAGAGAUUGGAGGUAAACGAUGAAAUUUUAUAUGGAAAGAAGUCCUUCAAGCAAGGAUUCUCUGAAAUGUUGGCGUCGAUUCCAACUCCUUUUCCCGAGUGCAUUGACUUCUUGUUGAAGAACAUCAAGCUCGAUCCUGGCUUCAAGGAAUUCUUCCAAUGGGCCGAUUCUAGAGGUAUUCCUGUGGUGGUUGUUAGCAGCGGUAUGACGCCUAUCAUCCAUGCUUUGCUCGAGAAGUUGGUUGGCUCACAUGCUGUUGACAAAAUCUUGAUCAUGUCCAACGAAGUUGAAGUCAAUGACGAAACUGGUAAAUGGAAUAUCAAGUACAAGCAUCCGGAAAGUGGUUUCGGCCAUGACAAGAGCCUUUCCAUCAAGGAGUAUUUGGCUGAUAAAGGCUUCAAGGAGAAUAACAUGCCACCAUUGUUUUAUUGUGGUGAUGGUGUCAGUGACUUGUCCGCUGCGAAAGAGACAAAUUUGUUGUUCGCUAAACACGGCAAGGAUUUGAUCAAGUAUUGCAGAAUGGAAGGAAUUCCAUACACUGAAUUCAACGAUUUCGCCGAGAUCACUGACAAAAUUAAGUCAAUCGUCGAUGGUGGUAAGAGCUACAAGGAUUACAUCGAGAACUGA